AUGGGUAAAGUAACCAAGAAAAGUAUCAACAAUGCUCAACGAAAGGGUCAAAACAAAAAGAAAAGUGAAGAGAGAUCGUCAAAGGCAAAUGUUCGUUCUGUAAGUCGCCCAAGGAUUGCUUCUAUACCAAAAAAUGAAACUCCGAUGGUUCCGGAAAUUAUCAUUCCUUCAAAUGAAACUCCGAUGGUUCCGGAAAUCAUCAUUCCUUCAAUACCGAUUCCUAUUUUAAGUAAUAAACAUGAAUCAGAGAAGAUGCCAUUACAAAAUCAUCAUGAUCACGCACAUGCAGAUGUUCAGGAACGUUCAGUACGUUCAAAUGAAGAUCACACACAUACAAAUGAUGAUCAAAUUGAUCAGCAAGCAAGUUCAAAUGUUCAGGAUGAUCCGGCGCAUCAAAAUGCUCAGAAACAUUUAAAUGAAGAUCAGCCAAUCACAGAUGUUCAACAAACUCGUCCAGCAAGUUCAAAGGAUGAUCAGGAUGUUCAGAAACACUUAAAUGAAGAUCAGCCAAUCAUAGACGUUCAGCAAGCACGUCAAGGACGUUCAAAUCUUCAGGGACGUCAGGCACGUUCAAAUCUUAAGAGACGUCAGGCACGUCAAAAUAUUCAGGCACGUUCAAAUCUUCAAGCUCAAGAUCUUCACGCACUUCCAAAUCUUCAGACACAUUCACCAAAUCUUCAAGCACGUCAAAAUGUUCAAGAACUUUCAUAUGUUCACAUAAAUCCAAAUGUUCAGCCAAAUAUUCAAGGACGUUCAUAUGUUUACGUACAUCCAAAUGUUCAGCCAAAUGUUCAGGCAC
Molecule: messenger RNA, 799 nt
Organism: Funneliformis geosporum
Lineage: Eukaryota; Fungi; Glomeromycota; Glomeromycetes; Glomerales; Glomeraceae
Source: the annotation of a GenBank genome assembly